Molecule: messenger RNA, 2236 nt
Organism: Oreochromis niloticus (Nile tilapia)
Lineage: Eukaryota; Metazoa; Chordata; Actinopteri; Cichliformes; Cichlidae
Gene: desma
Product: desmin a
Exons: 10
Coding region: 118-1545 (475 amino acids)
Biological process (GO): intermediate filament organization; skeletal muscle organ development
Cellular component (GO): cell-cell junction; intermediate filament; cytoplasm
Molecular function (GO): structural constituent of cytoskeleton
Source: RefSeq, a predicted model, not a curated record
UCAGUGGCUGGCAUUUCUUCACUUAGUUUUCUUCCCAGUUGCCCAGUGGGACAGUUGGGUCUCAGCACCUCAAGCGGUUCCAUCAAAUCCACAACUCAACCAACAACUCAACCAGCCAUGAGCAAGUCCUACGCCUCCUCAGCCCAGAGUGCUUCCUCGUACCGUCGCACCUUUGGCUCUGGUGUUGGGUCAACACCAUUGUCAUCGAUGUUCUCCUCCUCUCUAGGAGGAGCCCACAGCUCCGCUUCCAGCCGUAUGUCUAGCAGAGUCUACGAAGUCAAGAGCACCGGCAUUCCCUCUUAUUCCAGCUUCAAGUUGUCUUCUGGGGCCGGGCUCGGCUCCUCCACGGCCAUGCGCACCUAUGCCGGGGAGAAGCUCGACUUCAACCUUGCAGAUGCCAUGAACCAAGACUUCCUCAACACAAGGACCAAUGAGAAGGCCGAGCUUCAGCACCUCAAUGAUCGCUUUGCUAGCUACAUUGAGAAGGUGCGUUUCCUGGAGCAGCAGAAUGCCGCGCUGACAGUGGAGAUCGAGAAGCUCAGGGGCCGCGAGGGGCCAGGGCGUGUGGCUGAGCUGUAUGAGGAGGAAAUGAGGGAGCUGAGGAGGCAGAUAGAGGCCCUCACCAACCAGCGUGCCAGAGUGGAGGUGGAGAGAGACAACCUGGCCGAUGACCUGCAGAAACUUAAGCUCAGACUGCAAGAAGAGAUUCACCAGAAGGAAGAAGCUGAGAACAACCUGUCUGCUUUCAGAGCUGAUGUGGACAGUGCCACUCUCGCUAGGCUGGACCUGGAGAGACGUAUUGAGAGUCUGCAAGAAGAGAUUGCCUUCCUCAAGAAGAUUCAUGAAGAGGAAAUCCGUGAGCUGCAGAGCCAGAUUCAGGACACUCAGGUGCAGAUCCAGAUGGAUAUGUCUAAGCCCGACCUCACUGCUGCUCUGAGAGACAUCCGCAUGCAGUACGAAGCCAUUGCUGCCAAAAACAUUGCAGAGGCUGAAGAAUGGUACAAGUCUAAGGUGUCUGAUCUGAACCAGGCUGUGAACAAGAACAAUGAUGCACUGCGUCAGGCCAAGCAGGAGACCAUGGAAUUCAGACACCAGAUCCAGUCCUACACCUGCGAGAUUGACUCACUGAAGGGCACUAAUGAGUCUCUGCUGCGCCAGAUGAGAGACAUGGAAGACCGCAUGGCCCGCGAGGCUACUGGUUACCAAGAUACCAUUACACGGCUCGAGGAAGAUAUUGCUAAGAUGAAAGAUGAUAUGGCCCGCCACCUGAGGGAGUACCAGGACCUCCUCAAUGUGAAGAUGGCCCUCGAUAUUGAAAUUGCCACCUACCGCAAGCUGCUGGAAGGAGAGGAGAGCAGAAUCACUACCACCAUACCUGUCCAGUCUGCUUAUUCUUCCAUUGGAUUCAGAGAGACCAGUCCUGAGUCCCAGCAUCAGCGCUCAUCAGAGGUUCACUCCAAGAAGACUGUUCUCAUCAAGACCAUUGAGACCCGCGAUGGAGAGGUUGUCAGUGAGUCGACACAGCACCAGCAAGACAUCAUGUAAACAAGAAGAAACAACGUUACGUAAAAAAAAUAAUAGCACCAAUUAUGAAAUCUUUUCCUACUAGAAUUACGAUGAUUAAUAAGCUGUGCCUACUUUUAGAUACAAAAUGCAGUGUCAUGGAAGUGAAAUUUAACCACUAUACAUCCGUACAUAAAUUACUUUAAGCGUCACAGGAAAGAUGCAGUGUAGAGGCACAAUGCCUUUAGCCUUGUUUUAAAUGAAGGGCAUUCCAGGAUGUUUUUCUUUAUUUGUGUUACUUUUCACUGCAAACAAAAAUAACUUGCAUCUAUCUUGUCUGCAAAAAUAUUUUAGUGGUAAGAGUAAUGUUUCAAAUGAAUACAGCUCGUACUGCCGAAUGAUCCCAUCAUCCACUGUAACAAUCAAUAGCAGAUCAAUUUGACUGAAGCACUGCAGUCAGAUAAAUUUCACUGUGUGUAUUCCAGGAUUUUUACAUGUGUAUGCACAUCGAUUGAUUAAGAUAGGCUAUCUCUGUAUACUGAUUCAAGGAAAGUGAGAUGUUGGUUUUAGACUUGAAAGAGAAACAUCUAUUGAAAAUGGAACUCAGUUGUGUUUUGACCUUUGAGCUCUCCAGCAUGUGCUACGUGUCUGAUGGUAUGUGUAUGAGUAACCAUGGUAUCCUCCUUCGCUCUGACAAAAACUCAAAUAAAAGAUUUCACUUGCUGGGCAGAAA